CCAACAAAAUUCAGUGACGUCACAGGCAUGGAUGAGGUCUUCUAAAAUUACAUGAGAUCAAAAAAAAAACAAUUUCACGACGUAUGAACUGGAUUUUGGCGAGAAAUUAAAUAUUUAAGUGUUUGUUUCGGUGAACGACGCGUGUGAAGUAUUAAACGAACAUUAAUAGAAGGUUUUACAGUGAGUUUUAAGACAGUUGUUAGUUUUGGUUGCAUUGGAUACAAAAAUUGAUAUUUAUAUUGUCCGAGCCACCAUGCAAAAAGCACCCACCUCCAAGUUCAAACUCUAGAAUGUGAAUACACCCACCGCCAAAAUGCCUGUCGUCUCGCCUUAUAUCAACAGCAGCUCCACUCUGUCUGGAUCCUAUCGAUCCACCCUCACGUCCUCGUCCAGCCUCGACAAGCCAUACUUCCGAUCCAGCAGCACCAGCACCUACUCAUCUUCAACUUUAAGAAACUCCUAUGGCGACCGAACCACAGAAUACAGAAGUAGAUACUCCGAUGUCGACGGUAAAAGGGAGAGGAAAAGUUCCCUAGUGGAAUAUUCUAGAAGUUCUCGAGCGCCUAGUGUCACAGAUUCAGACAGUGGCGUGUCUACCAGAUUCAGAUCGGACAGAAGCGAAUCUAGAGGCAGAGAUGUUUCCACAACUAGAAGCGAAAGCAGCAAAGUUGAGCGUCCAAAAAGGAACUUCCCAACGUCUGCCGCUUUGGCGAUGUCUACGGCUGAACUAUAUAACAAAUACUCACCAGCGAACUAUAUUCCGUACACGCAAAGGAUACAACAGCAGCAGAAUGAGAUAGCGAGAUCCAAGUCGAUAUCGAGCGACAUCGGGCGACCGCCGGCAUCUGAUGGCUCCAGGUUGAGGAAGCCAAGGAACUCCGCUGCCACAAUUAGCGAGAGGCCCGAAGGCAGGCGGUUUUACAAAGAAAGCUCACCCACAACCAGCUACGGAAAAAGAAACUCUAUGACCAAUGGAAAUAAAGACAGCAAUGGCAAUGAGGUACCCUCAGUUUUAGAGAUACGAAAGCGUUUCGAUCCAAAAAUGACAGUGACGAAACUGCCAGCGAACGACUCACGAUACUCCAAAACUGUCGAUCAUUAUCUCAACCAGCUUAAAGACGUAGAAAACGGCACAGGGUACACUAAAGUCGUCCCCAAGGACGAAAAGCCAGUGCCGGUCCACUCUUAUGAAAAAAACGGCUUUAACAAAUGGGAUUCUUCAAGCUCACGAUCAAACUCAAACUCAGACUUAUCAUUAUCCAAAACUACAUCAGAACCGACAUCAUUAGCCAAGCCUGCGGUCGAGAAAAACGGCAUGUCAACAUCAUUAACAACAAAGCUACCGUAUGACCGGAUAGCUAGCAUCAAAUCUCAAUUAGACCCUAACAAUCCCAUAGGAAAGAUUCUAGAAAAAUCAACAGUCAUACAUGUGGAAAAUGGAGACGAUGACCGCCUGAAGCGGAACAGUCCCGAAAUCACACCAAAGUUGAAAGAAAUUAAGAAUGAUAUAGAGAAACAGGUCAAAACACCCCACACUUCUAACUUUGCUUCGUAUAUACAGAUCUCACAGCCUAUUGCAUCAGGAACAUCUAAGAAAGAAGAUGAAGAACCUAGGAAAUCCAAACCCAGUUUAAAAUAUAUAGAUUCUGAAGAAGAUAGAUUAGUGCUUGAUAAUGACAUAGACUCCCCAAGUGGGACUGGCUUUGAAAACAAAACUUUUGAACACGAAAAUUUUCUUAAAAAGCGGAGUGAAAAUCUUGAAAGUGAAAUAGAAGAUGGAAUCAAAUCCAUGGAAACCAGUACGGAGAGUACUGUUAGUGAACCCACAGAAGAUUCUAGUCCUGACACACCAUCUUCUAGAAGGAAAAUCCUGGACGCGAAGGAUAUAGAAGAUAUCAAAGCGGAGUUAGCGGGCGGGAAGAGCGGGGGGAGCGGGCUGCGACGCAGCACCGAGAGGGAGCGGGACACCAUCAGCGAGAGCCGCGAGAAGUUGCAGGUUAGCGGUUUAAAUGGACUCCGCAACAUCGGUAACACCUGCUUCAUGAACAGCGUCAUCCAAUGCUUAUCCAACACUAAGCCCCUGCUGGAGUACCUGGAACAGGAGCAGUACACAUCGGACAUCAACACCACUCUCUCCUGCAUGAAGGGCGCGCUCAUAAAAGCGUUCGCGUCAGUAAUCAAAGAGUUGUGGGAGCCGGGCUCGCGCGACGCGGUGGUGAACACCACCUCCUUCAAGUCGCAGGUGCAGCGCUUCGCGCCGCGCUUCAUGGGCUACAGCCAGCAGGACGCCCAGGAGUUCCUCCGCUACCUGCUGGAAGGUCUGCAUGAGGACGUGAACCGCGUCACCGUCAAGCCGAAGCCGAUCCUCACAGAAAUCGACGACAGCCUCAGCGAUUCAGCCAAGGCUCAAGAGGCGUGGCAGCGCUACCUGCGCAUGGAGGACAGCCGCGUCGGCGACAUCUUCGUCGGGCAGCUCAAGUCCACGCUGCGCUGCACGCACUGCAAGGCUGACUCCGUCACUUUCGACCCAUUCUGGGAUCUUAGUUUGCCGAUCCCGUCACGGACGGGCAACCUGAAGCUGCAGCAGUGCCUGCAGCACUUCACCAAGGAAGAGGAGCUGGACGGGGACGAGAAACCGACAUGUUCGCGGUGCGGCGUGCGGCGCAAGUGCCUCAAGUGGUUCACUGUACACAAGUUCCCACAAGUUCUAGUGCUGCAUCUCAAGCGGUUUUCACCAACGGAACGUUUCCGCGGCAAACUGAAUGUCGUGGUGGAGUUCCCUCUGACAGGCCUCGACAUGUCGCCCUACGCCGCCAGCAAGUCACAACAGGCCGUCUACAACCUGUACGCCGUCAGCAACCACUCAGGCACGACGUACUCCGGCCACUACACGGCGUACUGCAAGCAUCCCCACACGGGCGACUGGCACGAGUACAACGACUCCAGAGUGAGUCCGAUCAGCCCCCGCAACGUGGUGUCGUCGGAGGCCUACGUGCUGUUCUACGAGCUCGCGCGCUGCUAGGGCCCGCAGCGCCGGCCCCGGCUACCCCGGCCUCGCGCCGGCCCCACACCGGCCCCGCACCGGCCCCGCCCCGGCCCCUCGCCGGCCCCACACCGCCCGCGCCGCCCGCCGCUAGCCCGGUCAACGAGGUGCGCACAC
This is a messenger RNA of Cydia pomonella (codling moth), 3160 nucleotides long. RefSeq names its product ubiquitin carboxyl-terminal hydrolase 37-like. The record is from RefSeq and is a predicted model, not a curated record. Gene Ontology annotation, biological process: protein deubiquitination. Bases 314 to 3022 code for a protein of 902 amino acids. The transcript has 13 exons. Gene Ontology annotation, cellular component: cytoplasm. Gene Ontology annotation, molecular function: cysteine-type deubiquitinase activity. NCBI's taxonomy places the organism in Eukaryota, Metazoa, Arthropoda, Insecta, Lepidoptera, Tortricidae.